Haemonchus placei is the source of this 270-nucleotide messenger RNA. The record is from the annotation of a GenBank genome assembly. NCBI's taxonomy places the organism in Eukaryota, Metazoa, Nematoda, Chromadorea, Rhabditida, Trichostrongylidae.
AUGGCCACUGAACAACAGUUGGCGAUGGUUGCUGAAUUGGAAAUGGAAAUGAUGUCGGAUAUGUACCGGCGGAUGACAGCGGCUUGUCAGGAAAAAUGCAUUGCAAGGACGUUCAAAGAGGCAGAACUUACUAAGGGUGAGGCAGUAUGUCUUGACCGUUGUGUUGCCAAGUAUCUGGAUGUCCAUGAGAAGUUAGGCAAGCGCUUGACGCAAAUGUCUCAAACUGAUGAGGCCGCUCUUCAAAAGAUGAGCGAACAACAACAUCACUAA